AUGUUGCAGAUAUUGGUUUUGUUUCUCAUUCCAGGCUUAUUUGGUGAUGCGGGUAAAUAUUUUUCCUUAUUUAGGAUAUUGAGGGGCCGGGGGGAGGGGGCGGGGGGGGGGGAAAUUCCUCUAUAAAUGAAAAAUGGGACCAUGAGCAUGAGAUAACUAAAGGAGCUGAGAUUUACAUCCAGAUGGACAUUUUCAAUGACUAUGAAAAGAUGGCAAUCUGUCAAUCUACCUCGCCUCAGUGAAAAGUCACAGACAUAAAGGGUGCGUUUUAUAGACGACAACAGAAGGGCGUGUGUAUUCAGACAAUGACUUGCUCAUAUUAUGCAACAGGCCACUUGCACUAAGACGUAACGUGACCAACGUUUCCUUUAAACAAUGAGUUGAAAUCUUGCUGAUGCCGAAAAUUGACAGAGCAAAUAAAAAUUAUCUUACACCCAAAAUUGGAGAGCAAACGCAUUUAAGGGAGAUAUUUUAUGGCACUUCGAUUUUUCAACAAAGUAGUAUGAUUUGUAUUGUCCGCCAUGUUGGAGGGCAUAUUUUUGCCCUCCAACAUGGCGGCCAAAACUAUUUUUUGCUUGUAUCUUGUUAAACGUUUGAUAGUUGCGCUCAGAUGUGCUGUAAACGUUACCACAUCAUCUUUUCAACAUUUUCCUUGAAGUUUAAGUGCGAAAUUUGCGUUCAUGCACAAAGAGGUAAUUCAUAAUUUUAAAAAUCACAUUCCGGUCAUGUGACCAGUUACGAACUUACUAAUUUUAAGAAAAUGUUGCGGGUUUGAAAAACCAUAUCACUAUUAUUUUGUUUAAGAUAUGACCCACUAAUUGUUUAUCGACGGCAAAAUCGUAUAACUUUCAUUUUCAUAAAAACAAUGUCACAUGAUCUUUUAGUGCAAAUGGCCUAUCGAGAAAAGGAAAGUUAUUUUUCUUAAUUGUUUUGCUGCAGACAAUGCUCUGCUAAUGCGCGAUCCGGUAUAGUGUAAACCAAGCCUCGUUUGUCUAGUAUAUCAGCGGUUAUUUGAUAAAUGGCAAUAUUUUGCUCUCCCUCGUCCAAAAGCUGUUUAUUGUACAUAUAUUUCAGGUGCAACUUGUCAGAGAGAGAUGCAGUUGCAAUUCUGUGAAGGCGAUUCACAUGUGCUCACUUGCGGUAUUUUCAAGAUCAAUAUCCUUUCUGCAAACUACGGCCGUUUGACUGGAGCUCAGGUCUGUGGCUGGGGACCAAUAAAGACCACUUACUGCAAAGCUAAUGGAGCACUUGCCAAAGUUCAAGCUCACUGUCAGGGACGUUCACAUUGCACAUUACGCGCAACCAACAGCGAGUUUGGUGAUCCUUGCCCUAACACUUACAAAUAUCUAGAGGUAACCAUUUUUGUCAGCCUAGCUUUUAUUUAGCCUUGUUCUAAAGGGAUUGCUUUUUUUCCUUUUCAUUGUCAAGUUCAUCACAGCAGAAGAAUAGAAGGAGUCGUAGCCUCAUGAGUAAAAGGGGAAAAAUGGGACGUAUAGAGAAACCCCAGUCACAAAACCGAAAGAGGGUCCAUCUUCCCGCCGCAUUUGCCUUGUAUUUGCAGUUUUCGCCUCCUUUUUUUCUUGACUUUCUCUGCCACUUCAGCCCUUUUUCUAUUGUGAAGUAUUGAGCGAUGUUGCCUAAUUUCAUCCAAUUUCUUCCCCUUCUCUCCCUUUGAGAAUCCCCACCUCCCUAGUACCCUUCCUUUUCCUGCCUCCCUCACCCCUCCCCUGUAUUCUCCCUGAUUUCUAUCAGUUGUACAUGUUACUGGUUAUUGAAUAUGCUAUCCUUUCUCGAUUUUAAUCCAUUUUGGACUGUUGGAAUGGGUACUGUUAAAAGCUUGAUGGCAGCAAGCCUUGAUUUCUUGUGUUGAUGACACUUACUUAUGUCCGCUGAAUUCAACAGGUUCGCUACGUAUGUAAGUGA
Molecule: messenger RNA, 1923 nt
Organism: Porites evermanni
Lineage: Eukaryota; Metazoa; Cnidaria; Anthozoa; Scleractinia; Poritidae
Source: the annotation of a GenBank genome assembly